Messenger RNA from Hyposmocoma kahamanoa, 2277 nucleotides. It is a transcript of the gene Dh31-R, whose product is annotated as calcitonin gene-related peptide type 1 receptor-like. NCBI's taxonomy places the organism in Eukaryota, Metazoa, Arthropoda, Insecta, Lepidoptera, Cosmopterigidae. Gene Ontology annotation, cellular component: plasma membrane. Gene Ontology annotation, molecular function: G protein-coupled peptide receptor activity. Bases 501 to 1721 code for a protein of 406 amino acids. The transcript has 8 exons. The record is from RefSeq and is a predicted model, not a curated record. Gene Ontology annotation, biological process: adenylate cyclase-modulating G protein-coupled receptor signaling pathway; cell surface receptor signaling pathway.
CCCGCCGCCGCCGCCUGCCGCCGCCGCGCCUCGCGUGUCCAGAGCUGCGAUCGCGAUCGGCCGCCGCGUCCAGUGCUGGCGGGGCCAGUGCUGUGCGAGCCGCGACCUUGCCGCCUAUCGCUUCACGGUGUGGGCAAUCGCUUAUCGCUGCGGUCGCCGUCACAAGCAUCGCCGCAAGUAGACAGUUGUAGCGGCAUUAUCUUGUUAUCGUGGUCGUGCCUUCACCGUCCCGCCAUCGUGUCAACGGCGAGUUGUACAAACACUGGCUGAGUGACGGCUGAUCUGAACAGAGGAGUUUGCAGAACGUAGCACUACACUAGUUACUAAUUGUUACGACCGACGAGCUGUUGCGGUGCUGCGCCAAAGCGGCGGCGGCGCGGCGUCUGCGUUGGUGUGCUUUGUUCAGGCUCUAGUUGCAUCCGGCCCGGAGGCCAAAGAGAUCGAUGGUUACGGCGUGCGGGCGAUGACGACGCUAUCAGCGGCCCCCACCUGCGCGCGCGAUGAACUCGUCAGAGCACGAAGCGCUGAUGAUGCACGAUGCAGAGCGGCAGGCGCGCGACGGACUGGCCUGCACGACAGCUAACAGUCGCUCCGCGCCGCCGGCCGGCCUCUACUGUGAGGGCACCUACGACAUGUGGCUCUGCUGGCCACACACGCCCGCAGGCACCGUCGCCUAUCUCAAUUGUCCCGAUUUCAUUCCUGGCUUCAAGAAGGAACUGUUGGCGCACAAGGAAUGCACGGCGAAUGGCACAUGGUUCCGGCAUCCAGAUACAAACCUCGUUUGGUCCAAUUACACUACCUGUGUCGUUGAAGACACUAUGAGCGACGUGGUCACCGUGUACGAGAUCGGCUAUGGAAUUUCGCUGCUCGCACUGCUACUCUCGCUCGCCAUCCUGAUCUAUUUCAAGAACCUGCGGUGCGCGCGCAUCACGGUGCACAUGAACUUGUUCGCGUCAUUUGCGGCCAACAACGUGCUGUGGCUUUGCGUGUACGAGCUGGUAAUGAAGGACCCUUAUACGAUGAGCAAUUCACCAGUCUGGUGCCGUGCCCUAAAUGCGCUGCUACAGUACGUGCUAGUCACCAACUACAUGUGGAUGCUCUGCGAGGGCAUUUACCUACACACGGUGCUCGUACAUGCGUUCGUAUCCGAGCGCAAGCUGCUACGCGCGCUACUGGCUGUGGGUUGGCUGUCGCCAGUGGUGUCAGUAAUCGUGUACGUGGCGCGACGGCUGACCGGCAGCGAUAAACUGUGCUGGAUAGACUUCGACGAGGACGAGCUGCGUCCGGAAUUGGCCGUGCUGGCGUUGGCCGCCAUUCUGCUGAACCUGGCCUUCCUGAUGAACAUCGUGCGCGUGCUAUGUACAAAGCUACGCGCGGGCGGCGCGCUAGGCGCAGGCGCGGCACGGCCUUCCGCCACGGCGCUGCACGCACUGCGCGCCACGUGCCUACUGGCACCGUUGCUGGGCCUGCAGUACCUGCUGAUUCCCAUCCGACCUGAGCGCUCGUCCAGUUGGUGGCGCGCAUACGAGUACGCGUCAGCGCUGAGUAUCUCACCGCAGGGGCUGUGCGUGGCCGUGCUGUAUUGCUUCUGCAACGGUGAGGUGCUGGCGCAGUUGCGACGGCGCUGGCGCGUGCUCACCUUCCGGCCGCGUGCUAACUCCGCCACUGCCACCACCGUAUCGUUCGUGCGAUCGGCGGCUGGUGCGGAAGACAAAGUGUGACUAGCGGCGGGCGGCGCGGGCGCCGGCGCGAGUGAGCCGACACGCGACGACGUGAAUCCGACGCGGCGCGCGGGGGGCGCCAACGUCAACGCCAGGCACAUCCGGUUCGAGUGCGCCGACAGCGACGACGACGCGCCGCCCGACACGCGCCUGCUGUAGGCGCUGCGCCUCACGCGCGCGUGACCGCGGUCAGUGUUUAGUGUACGUGUCGAGCCAUCGAGUGCCGUGAGUAGUGGUGACGUCACCGUCGGUCGUGAAGUGCCGCCCUUCCAAUAGUACGGACCUGAGAGCGUAGCAUCAAAUACUUAAUGUUUUUUCGGUGUAGUGAGGUGGGCCUCGUAUCAAUCUAUUUUACUUACUAGUUUCUGCUCAAUUAAGACGCUUCAAAGGAGUACUUUUGUAAAAAAAUAUAUUAUUUUUGUACUCGUUUGAACGAUUCAACUAAAACUAAAUCCUGAGUUCUUGAUGCAUUGAGUACUAGAGUUACGCGCGAUCACCUCACUGCGCCGCUUUCGGUGUAAUAUGUUGUCAAAUUUAUGUAAAUACACGUAGACGU